GUCAAGUCAACCCAAGGGUCCGAUUUUAUGACUGUUGGGUUGACCUAAGUUUCCUGACUCUCCGAAGGUUUAGGCCUAUUCUACAGAUAACUCAGCCGCCAUAUGAACUUCUACGAGUUGAUUCACCACGCCUUUUUGUCACCCAUCCAAGCUCUCCGCUGGUCAGACGCAGUUCAGCAGCUAUUAGUUAACUUUAGUACCCUUUUGUCGAUGCUUAGUUAUAGAGGUCCCUUAUCUUGCUUGCGUACUUCAGAUCGAGAUUGAAGAAUAUAUCUGCUUAUCAUGCCGAUCCCUCUUCUGGUCACGAUGCAUGAGGACUCGCCUAUCCAACGGCUGCCCGACGACCUGCUCGCCAGGAUCCUCCAAUCUGUCCCUAUCAUCAGGUCCGACGACAGCCAGUUCGACCACGCUCUCGUGUGCAAGCAUUGGCACGACAUCGCGUGUCGCGUGAGAGACCAGAUCCGCAUCCCCUUAAACAGCAUCUCCACUCUUAGUCGGGUACUUCAGCAGCUCUCGUCGAUCCCAAGGCUCAGGAAAAUCGCCAUCUCCCCUUUCAGCAUGACCCACGUCCCUGAUUCCAUCCUCUUUCGCAUCGCCGACACGUGUCCCGACCUGACCGAGCUUUACAUUGGCGCCACGGACCGAGCCUUUGCGUACGAUAGCUUUUCCGAGGAUGCGCUUUGCUCCCUUUUCAGCAAGUGCACUCGGUUGGAGGAUCUUCAUCUGUAUUGCAAGGACUACAUCGAAGCCAUUCCUCCCUCCAUCGGCCGUCUCGCUUCGCUCACGAACCUGCACCUCGUCGCACGCGGGGUCAAACUCCUUCCCGACACGUUCACCUCGUUACAGUCACUCCGACGCCUCGUGCUCGACAUGUCCGAGCUGGCGGAUCUGCCGCGGGAUUUCUGGAAGAUGACCCUUCUGGAGUCGCUGCACCUGGAAAAAUGUCGACAGCUGGAUUCACUUCCAGAAUCUCUUUCGCAACUUGCUAGUUUAACCCGUCUUUCCGUCAAUGAUUGCUACAGGCUUCAGCUCCCUGGUUCUCUUACCAGCCUCUCUUUUCUGGAGGUUCGGAAUGGCGAAAUGGAGGCUCCUCUUUUGCUGCCCGAAGAUCUCGGGCAGCUCCAGGCUCUCGAAACCCUUCUCGUGGACACCGUUGAUGAUCUGACGCCAGACCUGUUAGAAUCCAUCGGGCAGCUGCAGCGGCUGAAGCUCCUUUCCCUCAGUGACCGCCACGGUUUAGCGUCUCUGCCGAGGUCUCUUUCCCGCCUGACUUCCCUCACAGGCCUUAACCUGGAGGUUUCAUCACUUUCCCUGCUGCCCGACGACAUCGGGCUGUUACCAAAGCUUCAGAGUUUCAGCCUAGAAGAGACUUACGGUGCCGAGGGCCUCAGCCUCACAAGCCUGCCUGACUCCAUCACUCUGGCCACUGCGCUCCAAAACCUUUCCCUCAAGCGACUCCGAAACCUGACGUCGCUGCCCGAGGAUUUCGGGCAGCUGGCUGCUCUAGAGACGCUGCGCAUGGCUGACCUGCCAGAGCUGACACACCUGCCCGAAUCCUUUGGAAAUCUGCCGAACCUGCAGGACCUGAAAAUUGACGACUGCCCGCGGCUGCAGCAGCUGCCCGAAUCCUUUGGAAGUCUGCCGAACCUGCAGGACCUGAAAAUUGACGACUGCCCGCGGCUGCAGCAGCUGCCCGAAGGCAUGGGGAGCGACCUGCAUAGCCUGCGACAUCUGCGCCUGCUGCGCUGCACUGCUCUCACCCACCUCCCCCCAUCCUUCUCCUGCCUCACAUCUCUCGAAACCCUACGGAUCGUGCGAGCAGAGAGCUUCAGAGGUGGGCUGCCAGAGGGGUUUGGCGGCCUGAGAAGCCUGAAGAAACUUUCUCUCUGCGCCAUGCGCCACCUGUCUGCCCUGCCUGCAUCCAUCUCCGGCCUUGUCCCCCUCACCAGCCUGCUAGUAUCAAGCUGCCCGGAGAUUAAGGAGUUACCUGCGGAUAUCGGACGGCUGGGAGCACUCGAAGAGCUGAAGAUCUCCAAGCUGGACGGGCUGGUUUCUCUCCCGCAGUCGCUGGUUGAGUUGCCCCGGCUGCGGGUGCUGGUGGUGCGGAAGUGCGCCAGGCUUAAAACGAUCCUGGGGGAUGAAGCAGUGGGAGGUGUUGAGCAGGGCCAAGGAGCAGGUGCUGCUGCUGCCAGCAGUGUCUCAGGUGGCGGCAGCAGCAGCAGUAACAGUAACAGCGCCAGCAGCAGCGGCUGUAACAGCGCCAGCGGCAGCAGCAACAGAAGCAGCAGUAACAGCGUCAGCGGCGGCAGCAGCAGCAGUAACAGCACCAUCGCCAGCAGCAGGAGUGACAUCGGUCCACUGCUUCCGUCCCUUCAGAGUCUCGAGCUCGAAAAUCUUCCGUUUGAAUCCCUUGGGCCGUCCCUGGGCCUGCUAUCUUCGCUGACAGCACUGGAACUCUCUGACAUGGAGCACCUGUCGUCGCUUCCCGUUUCCAUUUCAAGCCUGUCGCGGCUGCAAGGGCUCAGAAUCCUGAACCUGGAAAAGCUGGAAGCACUUCCUGAAACCCUUGGACGGCUCUCAUGCCUUAGUUCCCUCGUACUAGGUGAGCUUGACAGUUUGCGCCAGCUGCCCGACUCGCUGGGGCAGCUGAAGAAGCUACAGACUCUAGAGAUUCUGUACUGCUCUAACCUGGUCAGGCUUCCAGACUCGUUUCCCAAUCUGGCUUCCCUGAAGCGGUGCACGCUUGAAGGUGUGGGAAUCUCGGGCAUUCCAGAUGACUGUCCUUCAGGCCUGGAUUUCGAUCGAGGGAGCUACAAUUAUUGGUAUGGUAGGGGUUGGAAAAGUUUCUUUCAAGAGGAAAGUGAUCGUUCAGAGGAUGGUGGUGAUGAGUCAUGUGAUAUUCUCGAGGGUCAAGACGAGGGGAGCAGCGACAAGGAGGAUGAAGACGAUGGGGAAGAGGGGGAAGGUGGGGUUGGGGUUAGGGGGGGGAAGGAUGGUGAGGAUACAGGGGGGCAGGAGGAAGAGGGAGGUGUUGAAGAAUUAGGGUAGGUGGAUGGUGAAAAAUCGAGGUAUUUGGAGGAGGGAGAGGAGAGGAGAGGGGAAGGGGGUGGUUCGGUGCAGGGCCUCAGAUUCGUUUUGGGGCACGCUGAUCGCUCAGGGUCCCCCCCCCCUUGCCUCACUGUUUUUUCAGGCCACGCAAAGAAACUUACGCUGAUGAAUCAGGGUGUUGUAAAAAUUUUGCGCUGAAAAAACAGAGUAACCUACAAAAAACACACUGUUCAACU
Messenger RNA from Closterium sp. NIES-67, 3284 nucleotides. The record is from the annotation of a GenBank genome assembly. Lineage: Eukaryota; Viridiplantae; Streptophyta; Zygnematophyceae; Desmidiales; Closteriaceae.